Molecule: messenger RNA, 1845 nt
Organism: Penicillium bovifimosum
Lineage: Eukaryota; Fungi; Ascomycota; Eurotiomycetes; Eurotiales; Aspergillaceae
Gene: pbs2
Product: mitogen-activated protein kinase kinase PBS2
Exons: 2
Coding region: 1-1845 (614 amino acids)
Biological process (GO): protein phosphorylation; MAPK cascade; cellular hyperosmotic response
Molecular function (GO): MAP kinase kinase activity; ATP binding
Source: RefSeq, a predicted model, not a curated record
AUGGCUGAUUCACGGGAUUUUGCCAGCGAGGCAGUGGCUGAGAAGGACCCUUCUCUCGGCGAUCCGAAGGCUUCCCCGGUUCCAACGCCAGCCUCUAACCCCGCCAGUCUUCCCUCCCGCGAAAAUGGGGGACCUGGCUUAUCUGCCUCCUCCACGCACCUGGGCCAGAUCAACGCUGCCCGGCGGGGCGCUGGGAGUUCACCACACCCCGGGUCAAGGAGCGGGAAACCAGCUGGCGGUCUAAACCAGGAUAUUAUGGCGAAAAUGAAGGCAUUUUCUUUAUCUCGCCAGGGUGCUCCGACGCCGCAUUCUGCGGCGUCGACGGGACAUGUCCCCACGGCCCAAGGAGCGGGCGCAGGCGGCCCGCUCGCUGGUCGUAUGCCCCAAAACUCAGGCCGGCCUCACCCUCCCAACUGGGCUUCUUCACCCACUAUCCCCGCGUCUGGCGCCAGCCCGGCUUCUCCCCGACCGGGAGGGCUCGCAGCCAAGCGCAUGAAGCCGAACCUCAAACUCUCGGAUGUCACCUCCAGUCCUACGCCAGGUACCGAUCAAAAGCAGGGUGAACAGAAUGGAGAAUCUGCGUUCAGUAAGUAUUCCGAAUAUAUCGACACGCAAGCGGGCACCUUGAACUUCAACAACAAGGCCGUUCUGCACGGAGGCGGCGUCGAAUUUUCGUCAGGUCACAGUUUCAAGAUUUCCCUGGAUGAGGUCGAUCGACUGGAAGAAUUGGGCAAGGGCAAUUACGGAACGGUCUACAAGGUCCGACACAGUCGCCCGCAUCUCCGCAAGCCAGGCCAGGGGCUGGGUGGCAUUGUCAGCCGGUCUUCAGGCCAAGACGACAAAGGGAGCCCUGACUCAGGGUCGAGUCAACUCUCUGGAGUUGUUAUGGCCAUGAAAGAGAUUCGCUUGGAAUUGGAUGAAGCCAAGUUCGCACAAAUCAUCAUGGAGUUGGACAUCCUUCACCGCUGCGUCUCUCCGUUCAUCAUCGACUUUUACGGAGCUUUCUUCCAGGAAGGUGCGGUCUACAUGUGUGUUGAGUUCAUGGAUGGUGGCUCGAUCGACAAAUUAUACGAAGGCGGCCUUCCUGAAAGUGUCCUCCGCAAGGUCACCCUGUCCACUAUCAUGGGGUUGAGAUCGUUGAAGGAGGACCACAACAUCAUUCACCGUGAUGUGAAGCCUACCAACAUCCUUGUCAACACCAAGGGCCAGAUCAAGAUUUGCGACUUCGGUGUCAGCGGAAACCUGGUCUCCAGUAUCGCAAAGACCAACAUCGGUUGUCAAAGCUACAUGGCGCCUGAGCGAAUUGCGGGAGGUGGCAUGCAACAGUCGGGAGCGCCGAGUGCCGGUACAUACAGUGUGCAGAGCGAUAUCUGGAGUUUAGGAUUGUCCAUCAUCGAAUGCUCCAUGGGCCGAUACCCAUACCCACCUGAAACCUUCAACAACAUCUUCAGUCAGCUACACGCCAUCGUUCAUGGAGAUCCCCCCACCCUACCUGAGGGUUUCUCCGAGGAUGCACACGCAUUCGUCCGCGCAUGCCUUGACAAGAACCCCAAAAACCGACCGAACUAUACCAUGCUCCUUCGACACCCUUGGAUCGCACCCCUCAUGAAGCCACCGACCGAGUCAGGUAGUAACGGCGCCGAAGAACCCUCCCCCGAAACUCCCCCUUCAUCCUUCAUGACAGAGGACGAAGAAGUCGCCGAAUGGGUCAACAAGCAACUCAAGCUCAAAGCAGAGGGUCGCCUCCACAUUUCAGAGAAGCCAGCACUUCACGCCGUUGCACUGGAUAAAGUUGGCACAACUCCUUCCGAAGACGAUCCCCACGCUCCGUCACAGAAUGAUUGA